GGAUGAGCUUCCGCUUCCGGGGCGUCCUCCAUUUUCGUGUCGAUGCACAUGGUGCCGGUCCGGUCCCGCUCCGCUGCCCUCCCGGUUCCCUGGUUUUGAGAAGCCGAUCUCGGACUGCUGUUAAAUGCACGACACGGUGGACAUGGUGGACGACCCCGAUUACGACGAGGAGGAGCCCUCCUUCAGCGACCCGGAGGACUUUGUGGACGACGUCGACGAUGAGGAGCUUCUGGGGAACAUCCUGAGGGAGAGACCGCAGGAGGCGGACGGCAUCGACUCGGUGGUGGUGGUGGACAACGUUCCUCAGGUGGGGCCGGAGCGUCUGGAGAAACUGAAGAACGUCAUCCACAAGAUCUUCUCCAAGUUCGGCAAGAUCACCACCGAGUUCUACCCGGAGACGGAGGGCACCACCAAGGGGUACAUCUUCCUGGAGUACGCCUCGCCCACGCAGGCGCUGGAGGCCGUGAAACACGCCGACGGACACAAGCUGGACAAGCAGCACACGUUCAGGGUCAACCUCUUCACCGACUUCGACAAGUACAUGAACAUCAGUGACGAGUGGGAGACGCCAGAGAAGCAGCCGUUCAAGGACUUUGGAAACAUGCGGCACUGGAUCGAGGACCCGGACUGCCGUGACCAGUACAGCGUCAUCUACGAGGCCGGCGAGCGGACGGCCAUUUUUUCCAACGACGCCAAGGAACCGGUGGUGGCGGAAGAGAGAGCGCGCUGGACGGAGACGUACGUGCGCUGGUCUCCCAAGGGCACCUACCUGGCCACCUUCCACCAGCGUGGCAUUGCCCUGUGGGGCGGCGAGAAGUUCAAGCAGAUCCAGCGGUUCAGCCACCAGGGGGUGUCGCUCAUCGACUUCUCACCGUGUGAGAGGUACGUGGUCACCUUCAGCCCCCUGAUGGACACCAAGGAAGACCCUCAGGCCAUCAUCAUCUGGGACAUCCUGACGGGCCAGAAGAAGAGAGGCUUCCACUGCGAGAGCUCGGCGCACUGGCCCAUCUUCAAGUGGAGCCACGACGGCAAGUUCUUCGCCCGGAUGACGCCGGACACGCUGAGCAUCUACGAAACUCCGUCCAUGGGCCUGCUGGACAAGAAGAGUCUGAAGAUCAGCGGCAUCAAGGACUUCUCCUGGUCGCCCGGAGACAACAUCAUUGCCUUCUGGGUCCCGGAGGACAAAGACAUCCCUGCCCGAGUCACGCUGAUGCAGCUGCCCUCGCGCCAGGAGAUCCGAGUCCGGAAUCUCUUCAACGUGGUGGACUGCAAGCUGCACUGGCAGAGGAACGGGGACUACCUGUGCGUGAAGGUGGACCGGACCCCGAAAGGAACGCAGGGCGUCGUCACCAACUUCGAAAUCUUCCGCAUGAGAGAGAAGCAGGUUCCUGUGGACGUGGUGGAGAUGAAGGAGAGCAUCAUCGCCUUCGCCUGGGAGCCCAACGGCAGCAAGUUUGCGGUGCUGCAUGGUGAAGCUCCGAGGAUCAACGCCUCCUUCUACCACGUGAGGAACAACGGCAAGAUCGAGUUCAUAAAGAUGUUCGACAAGCAGCAGGCCAACAGCAUCUUCUGGAGUCCUCAGGGUCAGUUCAUGGUCCUCGCCGGGCUCCGAAGCAUGAACGGGGCUCUGGCCUUCGUGGACACGUCAGACUGCACCAUGAUGAACAUCGCCGAGCACUACAUGGCCUCCGACGUGGAGUGGGAUCCCACCGGCCGCUACGUGGUCACCUCCGUCUCCUGGUGGAGCCACAAGGUGGACAACGCCUACUGGCUGUGGACCUUCCAGGGUCGCCUGCUGCAGAAGAACAACAAGGACCGUUUCUGCCAGCUGCUGUGGAGACCCCGCCCCCCGAGUCUGCUGAGCUCGGAGCAGAUCAAGAUGAUCAAGAAGGACCUGAAGAAGUACUCCAAGAUCUUUGAGCAGAAGGACCGGCUCAGCCAGUCCAAGGCUUCGAAGGAGCUGGUGGACAAGCGGCGCUCCAUGAUGGAGGAGUACCGCCGCUACAGGGAGCAGGCCAUGCAGAUCUACCAGGAGAAGAAGAGCAUUCGCCUGGAGCUGCGAGGAGGUGUGGACACCGACGAGCUGGACAGCAACGUGGACGACUGGGAGGAGGAGACUAUCGAGUUUUUUAUCAACGAAGAAAUCAUUGCCCUCGGAGAUCUCUAGUCCGCUCCGCAGUCCAACCCUUUCUGUGUGGGAGGCCAGUCGGACCCUCGCUGACUGGAGCAGGAGCACGACCACAGCGUGUCGCCUGAGGUUCCCCGCGGGCCUCCGCAUCAGAGCCCGCACACUCUCCGCCUCCCAACCCUCCUCUGCGGACCUUCUUCCUCUUUGUUCUCGGGUCCACCGGACUGUUUGCUAUGUUCACGGCGGGGGGCGCCGCCGCAACAACGACGACGACCAGCCGCUACAGUGGCUUGUAUCCUCCUCCUUUCAGACUCCACCUGCACACGGCGAGGCGGCGCGCAGCGCGAUCAAUAAACACACACGCACACACA
Synchiropus splendidus (mandarinfish) is the source of this 2499-nucleotide messenger RNA. RefSeq names its product eukaryotic translation initiation factor 3, subunit Ba (gene eif3ba). Gene Ontology annotation, molecular function: RNA binding; translation initiation factor binding; translation initiation factor activity. Lineage: Eukaryota; Metazoa; Chordata; Actinopteri; Syngnathiformes; Callionymidae. Gene Ontology annotation, cellular component: eukaryotic translation initiation factor 3 complex. Gene Ontology annotation, biological process: translational initiation. The transcript is spliced from 19 exons. The record is from RefSeq and is a predicted model, not a curated record. Bases 125 to 2167 code for a protein of 680 amino acids.